AUGAUAAGUUCAGCUAAAGAAAGAGGUAAAAGGAUUCUAAAAAGCUUAAAUUUAGAAUAUUUAACUGUAUGCUUUGAUUAUAAUUAUUUUGAUUCAAAGCAGAGAGCUUUAAAGGUAUACAUAAACACUUUUUAUAAAGAAGCAGGAAACUCAAAAUCUCUAAUCUUUCUUUACAAAUUAGCCUGUGAAACUAUCACAGUGGGAAAAUACAAUCUUAAUUUUGUCAUAGAAUUCGUAUUAAAGAAAGGGUUUAGGUUAAAAUAUGAAAAUACUGAUUCUUUGUAUCUCACCUGCCCUAAUAGGUAUUACAAAAAAUGCAAUGAGGCCUUUUCUAGAAAAGAACUUUCUAAAGAAGCGUAUUGGCUGAAAUAG
Funneliformis caledonium is the source of this 372-nucleotide messenger RNA. The record is from the annotation of a GenBank genome assembly. NCBI's taxonomy places the organism in Eukaryota, Fungi, Glomeromycota, Glomeromycetes, Glomerales, Glomeraceae.